GGCGGUGGGUGGUGGUCAGUUCUUCACUUCUGUGAACCAUUUUUGUAGCAAUGACACUUUUGGUAGAAAAGUGACGGUUGUAAGUUAUACUCAUUGGGUUCCCAGAUGACGCUUCUUGGUAGCAAUGAUACUUUUGGUGCAAAAGUGAUGCUUGUGUAAGCUAAGCUCUUUCCGAUGCUCUAGCACAUCUUUGGUCAAGACAGUACUGUUGUAGGAAUCGGUUUUCUUAAAGAAGAAAAAAAUGAAAAUGAUGUUAUUUUUGCAGAAACUCCCCCACAAUGGUUUUCCAAACACCCCCUCUCACCACCCAGCCAACCCCCACCCUACUUAGCACGGCAUCCACAACCAGCGCUCUACGCGCACAAAGGGAGGCGGGAGCUCAGGUAGUGGAGAGAUCUCAGCAACCUGUGGCGGCAGUGGAUCUCUAUGCCUUCACCAUCAGCACACACAGCGCAGUCUCCCCAUGUUAGUAGAUCCCCUUUCCGCUCGACCUCUCUCCAAUCAGAGGGGACAAUCUCCGCCCUGAUCUUUUGUACUGAUAAGUGCUUGUUAGAUUCUUAGCGGGUUGGUAUGUUCAUCUUGGUUGGUCUAUAGCAAUAUCCGAUACUUUUUGUCUUUACUGCUUUAGUUCUAGGCUUCUAGCUGCAGCUCCUCCAGCUUGCUUCUUCUAUCUGAAAAUGGUGUUACAUAAUUGACAGGGGUUUUGGUUUUUACAAAAGAAAUAUUUUAAAAAGGUCUGUUUUGAUUGCUCUUUUGAAGUAUGGAUGAGAUGCAUACCGGUGAAAUUUUCUUCUUCCCAGCAGCAACUCUUCUGUAUAUUUGGCCAAGCAAAAGGAAACAUGACGAUGACAGUAAUUCAGACAGUGCCAAAUUUGUGUUGUAUCUCCAAUUACAUGUGUUUUUGUUGCCUUGCAUAUGCAUAACAUGUUUGGUUGAAGCCUUGAAGUGUUAGCUACCUUUUCAAGGACCAUCCUAUUGAGACAUGGCAGUGGCCAUUUCUUACUGCUGUUGCGCGCGUGGAGAAUCCAAGCACUGAAUGCAGAAGAAUCCGUUGAACUGAUCCAUGGCGACGCCUGCUGCACCAAUGCCUUCCUGUCCUCUUCGCUCACCUCCAAUCUGAUUCAAUGCGGACUUGUAGAAAGCUAUUGACGGUGAAAACUAUGCUUUGGCAGCUGGUCAGCGUGAUGAAAUCGCCAAACUUGAGGACGGAUCGUCAAGGAAGCUUUUGGGAAGCUGAAACUAGAGCAUGUUGUGAUUGGGAACGGACAGUUUGAACAAGAAAAAGCAAAAGCUUAACGUUCUAGAGGAUUAGAAGCCUGCAUCUCAGUCGCAGUAAUGAGUAUGGCCAUCAGUGUAUAGGAGGGACCAAGGAAGGACCAUAUGGCUCACGUGUAAUUGAAACGCACCAAUGGAAGAAUGUGCCAGCACAACCAAUCCGCAGAAAACCAACAACAACAACAACAUAGCCUUUUUUCCCAAGCAAGUUGGUGCUCGUAUUCAGUUGAUACCCCAACAUCCUCCAGAGGGUGUUACAUUGACUGAACGAACUGUACGUGUAACUGGGAAUAAGAAACAGAUUGAAGUCGCAAAGGAUCUGAUCAAGCAAGCUAUGAAUCAGAAUUUCUCAAAGCAUGCGAACCAAUCUGGUGGAUAUGGUCCGCAAGGUUACCGCCCUCAGGGUCAUGGUGAGGCUUUGCAGUGGGGGCCACGUUCUCAAAGUCAGCCUGGCUAUGGGUAUCCACCAAGAGGUAUGCCUCCACCUCAGAACUACAACCCAGCCUACGGUGGUUACCCACAGCAGGGACCACCAAGAGGCGGCAUGGGCUGGGACCAAAGGCAGAGCCCUCCGCCCCAUCCUUCAUAUCAGGGUGGUGGUUCUGACUACUACAAGCAGGGAUCUCAACCAUAUGAUAGCCAGCCACCAAGCUACCCUCCUGGACCAGGGAACUACAACAGUUAUGGGCAAUCUCAAGCUCCUGGCUAUGGACAACCUCCAUAUCCGCAACAUGCGCCUCAACAGAACUAUGGCCAUGGGUAUGGUGAUCCUAGAUACAAUGCUCCGCCUCCAAACCAGUACUAUGGGCAGCCACCAAUGGGCCCCCAGCAAGGCUAUCCUCAACAGGCAGAUCCUUAUGCAAGGCCUUCAUACAGUGGACUGGGACAAUGGGCUCCCAGAGGUGCUCCGGCUGCAGAUGGCUCCUACCAGCCACCACCUGCAUCUGAUGGACCACCCUCCCAGCAACCUCCUGCUUAUGGCCAAACAUAUGGCGUGGCAACUGCACCUGAUGGGUAUGCUCAACAGGGCUACCCACAGCAGAGUGGGCAAGCACCAGCUCCAUAUAGCCAGAAUGCACCAGCAGCACCAGGCUAUCCUCAGCAAGGCACACAGCAAGGUGGCUAUGCACAGUACCCGCAAACCCAACCAGCAUAUGGUGAUCAAGCAGCUCAAGCCAAUGCGAACAAUUGCUGCAGAAAACCGAAAGUAUUAUUUCUCUUUUACAAUAGAACACCUUGGACUUGCGCUAUUUGUUCAAAAGGUUGUGGAGAAAAACACCUUUAGACAAGACAUUAACUUGUCCAUAUCUUGGUUCACAUGAAAGUACAUUUGUACAGUGUAAUCA
Molecule: messenger RNA, 2621 nt
Organism: Panicum virgatum (switchgrass)
Lineage: Eukaryota; Viridiplantae; Streptophyta; Magnoliopsida; Poales; Poaceae
Product: calcium-binding protein P-like
Exons: 7
Coding region: 1409-2560 (383 amino acids)
Molecular function (GO): RNA binding
Source: RefSeq, a predicted model, not a curated record